AGUGAGGCGCCCUCUGACACAGGGCCGCUGCUUUUACGUUAAAAGACGCCGUGUACAUCGCAAGGGCGGGAAGGGGGAAGGGAGGGGCGCCGCCGCCGCGUCCCUCCCCAGGGCGUGGGGUGUUCCCGGGCUCCCGCCUCCCGGGCCGCCCGCACCGGCGCGGCUCAGACCUGGCGUCAUCGCUCCGGGCCGUGACGGCCCUGCCCUGCGCCCGCCGCCCCGGGCCCUGCCGGCCCUGCCCUGCGCACGUUGGCGGCCUUGGCGCAUGGAGGGCGGCGGCGGCGGCGGCGGCGGCGGCUGGGGGCGCGGCCCCGGCCCCGGCCCGGUCCUGGCGCUCCGCGGAGCGCUGAUGGCCGCCAGCGGCGGCAGCCGGCUCUUGGCGGGGCGGUACAGGGAGCCCGGCGAUGACAGUCUCUUCGUGUAUGAUUGCAGCAAUGCAGAGAAGAAGACCUUAGGAAAUAAAGGGCAGGAUGGAAAAGCGACAGAUAAAGGAAGUGAUGACAUCCUAGCUUUUGCCUUCUCCCCAUCAGGAGAUUAUUUUGCCUUGACAGAUGACAGCAAACGUCUGAUUCUGUUCCGCACGAAGCCUUCCUGGGAAUGUGUUAGUGUCAGGUUUGUGAACAGGAGGUGCACUUCCCUGACUAUUACAGCUGCAGAGGAUAAGAUUCUGAUUGCAGACAAGUCUGGUGAUGUCUAUUCUUACUCAAUAACAGAACCCCAAGCAGAGGGAAAACUUCAGCUGGGUCACUUGUCUGUGCUAUUGGAUGUGGCACUGAGUCCCGAUGACCGGUAUAUCCUUACUGCAGACAGAGAUGAGAAGAUCAGAGUCAGCUUGACAAAAGCUCCUUAUAACAUUGUAUCCUUCUGUCUAGGACACAAAGAGUUUGUGAGCAGAAUACUUGUAAUACCUGACCAUCCUGAUCUGCUGUUGUCAGCUUCUGGGGACUCAACUCUGAGACUCUGGGAAUACAGAAGUGGGGAAGAAGUAUACUGCUGUAAUCUAAGCAGCAUCUGUGGGCCUGAGACAACCAAAACUGACCAGAAAUACCCUGUCUCAAGAAUAACUUACUGCUGUCAAGGUGGUUACAUUGCCAUUCUGUGUGACUGUAUUCCCACAGUCUACGUCUUUCAGCUUGAUGCCAGUGCCCGGCAGCUAUUUUACAGGCAGCAAAUCUCUUUGAAACAUAAAGCAUGGGACAUUGCAUUUGAGGAAACAGGAGAUUUAUGGAUUUUGCAGGAAGACAGUGAAGCUCCUCUUCAAUUGUACAGACCAUGUGAUGGACAGUGGAAGCCUAUAACUGAUGACAAGGGAUUACUGAAGAUGUCAAAAUAUCUUCAGGACAACUGGACAGUGUUUGAAGGUUUUGUUGGCACAGAGAGCUACUACAACAGUCUCUACAAGGCUUCAUUUGAUAACAUGGCUGCCUACCUACAGAGGAAAGAGGAAAGAUUACAGCAACAGAAAAAGAAAAAGCAGGAUCUGCAGCAGAGUUCAAAUGGACAAACAAAAAAGAUGAAGACUGAAGAAUCAUCCCUAUGACCCUGUUAGCUUGUAACUUUUGCCUUGCUGAAAGGAACAAUUUGUGGUCUGUUUUUAAAUAUAAAAUGGAUUAUGGAAGAAGACAGGUUUGAACUUUUAUUCAGAUUCAGGUUUUCAGGUAGCCUGAUUUGACAAUGCCCUGCUUGCAGCAGAUAAUGCAUUUACAAUAUGCCUAAGCUUCUAGCAGCAUAGUGUUAGUGCUUCAGUCCUAGGAAUCUCUAAUGCAUGAUAUAUGAAUAUUGGAGGUGGUAUUUUCCUUGAAACAGGAUUUUCUUUUUGCCUGCUGUGUUCAGGCUUUCUUCUUCAGGUGGAAGUGCACUGAUAAAAGUUAUGUGAUUUUUUUUUUUUUUCCCCUGGUUUGGUUUGUGUUGGUUGUUUUUGUUUUGUUUUGAACUUUUUGAAAGGUCUGUUAGUUAAUGCAACCAACUUAAUGUACCUGGCUAUGAAAAAGGGAAUGUAGCAAAAUUCUUCCUCUGUAUGAAAGGUUUUAGCUGAGACUUCGCCAUCUCUGUUUUUACCCUUUACCUUCAGUUUAUAUAGUAGGGAUUCUGCCAAGCUUCUAACCUGUUGCUUCUUACUUGUGGCAUAAAUAAGAAGUGCAAAAAUAGAUAUAUAUUUUUUUACACUGUAAAGUAAAAGUAAAAUGUGUCAGUCAACUUAAUGUUAUUGGAAGAUCCUUCUAUUGCAAUACAAUCCUAGUGUGUCAGUGAGGAUGGCUGAUGAAGCUUAUGAGCAAAUCUUGGGGUGCAUUCUGCUGUUUUCAACAAGAACUCUUACAAGUUGCAAUUAGCCAAGAAAUACAUAUCUUUGAAGAGUUAUCAGUAAGAGCUUUAUGGGAUCACUUGUUGCUUCAUCGUGGGAAAAGACAUACACAUUCAUCUAUCAGAUGGCAUUAUGUUGAUAUGGAAGAUAAUGUACUUCAUAAAACCAGGCAUAGAAAUCGGUACAAUCCAUUAAAGGUAUUCAGAAUUAGCCUAUGAGCCAUUAGUAGUUCUCUAGAUCUCUUUAUAUAGUGGUCCUCUCUGGAGUACCUGGACACGUAAAAAAUUUUGCACUCAAAUUUUAAUUACACUAGUGUGUAAUUGUACAUUGUUGAGAUGUAGCUUGUUUUAUGGAUAUGAGAUAUUUAGCAGUGAAGCAGAACUUGCUGCUUAUGUCUCAGCAAAAUUGCAGUCUUGUCCUUGUUGUGCAUCCCAGAGGACAUGAGUCUUUCUCAUGCUGUUAGAUGUCACAUGUAUUUUCAUAUUCCUUCUGUUUGGAAGUGCCUCCUUAAGGAUAGGGCAUUGUGUGCAGUAGUACAGAGCCAGUCCUUCAUCUCCAGAGUCAUAUUUCUCUUGGGGAUUCCUUUUAAAUAAAGAACCUUCUACCUUGGCAAA
This is a messenger RNA of Apus apus (common swift), 2916 nucleotides long. RefSeq names its product WD repeat domain 4 (gene WDR4). The transcript has 11 exons. The coding region runs from base 266 to 1540 and encodes 424 amino acids. Lineage: Eukaryota; Metazoa; Chordata; Aves; Apodiformes; Apodidae. Gene Ontology annotation, biological process: RNA (guanine-N7)-methylation. Gene Ontology annotation, cellular component: nucleus; tRNA methyltransferase complex; cytosol. The record is from RefSeq and is a predicted model, not a curated record. Gene Ontology annotation, molecular function: protein binding; tRNA (guanine(46)-N7)-methyltransferase activity.